CCAUUCCUACAGCCUAGAGGUGGGCGAGGUGAUUUAUCUGCACUGCGCCUGCCAACAAGGUCUUCCCUUUCAAAGCACAAGGAAACCACCAAGCUUUGAGGUAUCUCUUCUUUCGUCAUGCCCACGCUCCUUGACUGCCCUUCCGAGAUCCUCGACGUUAUCGUCGAAGGACUCGUGGUCAUCAUUGGAAUUCAAAAUGCUGUGUGCUUGCAAACGGUAUGUCGAGCAUUCGACUCGUCCAUUCUGCACGCCAUCUGCGUAAGGCAAGUGGUCAGCAUAUACGAUACCGCUACACCACAUCUGGAAAAUCGCAUGAAUCCCAAACUUCGAGGCAAGAUCUACCUUCGGCAAUCACAAACCCUGACAAAAACUGGUGUCAUCUCAGACAUCAACUCAAAAUUGGACGACUUACUGGACGAUGUUGACGCAGAUCGUCGCGGCAGUCGGCAUGAAGCAGUCGCCUGUGCUGUCCAAUUGAAGCAUAAUGUAGAAAAAGGCGAGAAUGUCGAGGCUCAGAACCUGCUGAGUGGUGCCAUCAUUUCUGGCGAGAUCGAGCUCACGCGACUGUUGCUGGAAGGUCGCAGCAAAAUGCCAUUCAAAGCGGAGGUCGAUGGUGUCACGCCCUAUUUCCAACGUCCAGUUCACCUCGCGGCGGCUGGUGGACAUUUUGAAAUUCUUAAACUGCUACUUGCAUACGGAGCUCAAGCUUACAAUCCAUCGGCCACUACACUGGAGUGGGAUCAAAAAUCUAGAUAUCCACUCCGAUUAUUCGGCGUACCUCCUACCCCUUUGCGGCUGGCAAUCUGUCAUGGACAUACAGAGAUUGUUCACCUUCUUCUCCGAUCCCAAAAUCGACCACCAGACACGAGCAUAGAGUACUCGAGAUGCAUACUAGCAGCAGGCGAAGCUGGGCGUAUCGAUCUUAUCGAUGAACUGUGCAAGGUCAUGGGACGUCACUGGACAGAAUUCAAUGGUCUGGGCAGGGAGUUGAUGAUGGUUGCAGUGCAGCACAACAGGAAAGAGGUCGUCUCUAUGAUUCUUGACUCUGGCAUUCCGACCAAUCUGGCUAUUCACCGUGCUCGCGGUGACUGCCCCAGUAUCCUGUAUUUGGCGGCAUAUCGAGGUCAUACUGCGCUCGUCGAGCUCUUGAUGAGUCGCGGCGCGAGCCUGACUUUCAACCCGAAAGGGUCUACGCGAGACUGUCUCCCAAUUGAGGGUGCCGCAGAAGGUGGGCACCAAGAGUUGGUCGAGAUGCUCAUCGAUAAAGGCGCCGAUCCUGCGCCCUCAUUGAGGUCUGCUGCCAAAGGUGGACAUGCUGGCCUUGUCGCAUACCUACUGGACAGAUUUCCUAAUGUGCUCAAUAGAGACGGUGGCGACCAUGGUCGGCAAGCAAUGCACAUGGCGCUGCAGUUCGGCAAUUUGACCAUCAUCAAGCUUUUGGUUGAGGCAGGAGUGCAAUUGGACGAUGGAGCUCUUUACUUCCAUCGUCGGCCCUGGCCUUUGUUUCUAGCAACUCACCUAAUGAAGCUUGGCGCACAUGAUUUGGGUUCCCUGCAAUACAAGGAAUGGAACACGCAUUAUAGCAGGGGAAUAUUCAUCUCUGAGCGCACCUGGCAAUGGAUCUGACAGU
Messenger RNA from Cercospora beticola, 1630 nucleotides. RefSeq names its product ankyrin repeat domain-containing protein. Lineage: Eukaryota; Fungi; Ascomycota; Dothideomycetes; Mycosphaerellales; Mycosphaerellaceae. Gene Ontology annotation, molecular function: protein binding. The record is from RefSeq and is a predicted model, not a curated record.